UUGAACUUCAUCAUCUCUUCCUCUUCAGAUUCCUUUCUUUAUCUCUCUGCCAUAAUCAACCAUUUCUGACACUGUUUUACUGUCUUUACCAUCAACUUUGAUCUUUGGUUUGCUGUGUUUUACUUCACAUACAACUUAUGGGAUUUAUGAAAUUGGUCUUGAAAUUAGAGUUGAUUGAUGACAAGGACAAAAAGAAGGCCAUGAAAGCUGUUUCCACCCUCCCAGGGAUUGAUUCAAUUGCCAUUGAGCUGAAGGAGAAGAAACUAACUAUAAUUGGGGAUGUUGAUCCAAUAGUGGUGGUGGGAAAGCUGAGGAAAUCAUGGCACACAGAGAUACUAACAGUGGGGCCUGCAAAGGAGCCAGAGAAGAAAAAAGUUGAAGAAGAAAAGAAGGGUAACCAAUCAGCUGAUCAUCAACAACAACAACAACAACAAAUUGCUGAGUUGAUGAAGCUUUACAGAAGUUACAAUCCACACAUACCAACACAGUACUAUCAUGUUUAUAGUGCAGAAGAAGACCCAAAUGGUUGUGUUAUAUCUUAAUUAGUAAGGGUAGAUGUGAAAAACUUGUAAAAUGUUCGAGUUGAUGAUCAUGGGAUGGGAGUUCCAUUUCAUCCCCUCUAUUAUAUACUUCCUUUUGAGGAUUGGAACAGUAAAUUUUGUCUUUAAAAUGUUACUCUGCAUAUAUAUAUAUAUAUAUAUAUAUAUAUAUAGGUUUGUGAACAGAAUUUAUAGUUUGCAGUGACUUUGAUCUUCAUUCUCUGGUUCA
Molecule: messenger RNA, 768 nt
Organism: Ipomoea triloba (trilobed morning glory)
Lineage: Eukaryota; Viridiplantae; Streptophyta; Magnoliopsida; Solanales; Convolvulaceae
Product: heavy metal-associated isoprenylated plant protein 39-like
Exons: 3
Coding region: 138-542 (134 amino acids)
Molecular function (GO): metal ion binding
Source: RefSeq, a predicted model, not a curated record